This is a messenger RNA of Ziziphus jujuba (common jujube), 1176 nucleotides long. Its product is annotated as protein FAR1-RELATED SEQUENCE 5. The record is from RefSeq and is a predicted model, not a curated record. The coding region runs from base 175 to 804 and encodes 209 amino acids. NCBI's taxonomy places the organism in Eukaryota, Viridiplantae, Streptophyta, Magnoliopsida, Rosales, Rhamnaceae. The transcript has 3 exons.
AUGCAUUAUAGCGAUAGAGAGAAGAGAGGUUAAAAAAAAUAAAAAAAUAAAAAAAAAACAAAAUCAGAAUUUUUUUUUUUUAAUUUCAAAAAAGGAAAAUAAAUAAAUAAAAUUUCAAAUCCCAAAAGCUUUGUUUCAACUUCAUUAUCGCGGAGCGGAGCUCAAAUUUCAGUAAUGAAUUUAGAUGUGGAAGUUGGAACAAAUGAAACUUCUGGUGAGACGGACUUGGUUACCAAUGAAGAAGGUCCAAUCCCAGAACCAUAUGUUGGUAUGGAGUUUGAGUCUGAAGAGGCUGCCAAGGCAUUCUAUGAUCAAUAUGCAAGGCGUGUAGGUUUUGUGGUGCGUAUUGAUCAGUGUCGUCGAUCAGAGGUUGACAAGAGAAUUCUUUCUCGUCGAUUUUCAUGCAAUAAGCAGGGAUUUUAUCUUAAAGCUAAAUAUGACUAUGGACCAUCUCGGAAGCCACGGACUAGCAUGAGGGAGGGGUGCAAGGCAAUGAUCUUGGUCAAAGUUGAUAAAUCAGGAAAAUGGAUUAUUACAAGAUUUGAAAAGGACCAUACUCAUCCACUUAUUGUUUCUCAACGCCCUUCUUGGAAUUCUGUGGAUACAAAGGAUAGAAGGAUUCAGGAACUCACCAUGGAGCUAGAGAAUCAAGAUCAGGUAUGCCGACUAUAUCGAGAGCUGCUUCUUUCAUUUUUGAAAAAUGUUGAGGAACAAACAGAACAACUGUCAAUGAAAGUUGGAGGAGUUCUUAACAACAUAAGAGAAUUUGAGCCUGGAAUUCAGAAGCUUUCACACAAUCAUUAACCCGCCUCAGUGGUUGUAGAAGGAUUCCACUGAUAUUCUGGUUGAUAUUAUUCUCACAGAUUAACAUGUUACAAAAAGUGAAACUGAGCUCGACUCUUUUAUCCCAUUAGCCACCUUAAAGUUGCCUUUGUACAGCUAAGUGUUCACAAUUGAGUGGUCCUCUAGUUUUUUUUUUUUUUUUUUAAUUAAUUAUUUAUUUAUUUAUUUUAUUUUGAUGUCAUGGUGAGAGAUAUGAAUGUACAAAAGAACUGUAACUUUGCCACCAGCUAUCCCGUCUUGAAUUUGUGUUUAUAGGGAUGUAAAGUGUUCACACUACUCUUUCAUGUACUAUAACAACGCACGGCAUGAAUGGACGUCAUUUUCAGUGGUUUA